GGCGCGGCCGCGGGCGGCUCUGAGGAGCCCGGAGGGAGCCGGCGACGAGGGGGACCAUGUACCGGGACCCGGAGGCGGCCAGCCCAGGGGCACCCACCCGUGAUGUCCUCCUGGUCUCUGCCAUCAUCACCGUCAGCCUUAGCGUCACUGUCGUCCUCUGCGGCCUCUGCCACUGGUGUCAGCGUAAACUGGGCAAACGGUACAAGAACUCCCUGGAGACCGUGGGCACGCCAGACUCAGGACGUGGGCGCAGUGAGAAGAAGGCCAUCAACGACCUAGACAGAGACUUUUGGAAUAACAAUGAGAGCACAGUGCAGCAGAAAUGGAGCUCCUAUCCUCCCAAGGAGUUUAUUCUAAACAUUUCACCCUACGCCCCUUAUGGCGACCCACGACUGUCCCUCAAUGGCACCCUCCUGUCGGGCGCCAAAGUGGCCGCCGCGGCGGGGCUGGCGGUGGAGCGGGAAGGCCGGCUGGGGGAGAAGCCGGCAGCGGUGCCGCCACCCGGAGAGGACGCCUUGAGAAGCGGAGGGGCUGCCCCCAGCGAGUCGGGCAGCGGUGGCAAGGCGGGGAGAGGCCGCUGGCGGACAGUGCAGAGCCACCUGGCCGCAGGGAAGCUCAACUUGUCCAAUUUCGAGGACUCCACCCUGUCCACGGCCACUACCCUUGAGUCUAUCCCCAGCUCCGCGGGAGAGACGAAAUGCCAGCGACCCCGCACCCUGAUGCGGCAGCAGAGUCUGCAGCAGCCGCUGAACCAACACCAGCGGGGCCGGCCGCCCAGCCAGCCCACCACCAGCCAGAGCCUGGGCCAGCUGCAAACCCACGCAGCCUCGGCACCGGGCACCAAUCCCCGGACCUAUGGCCGGGGCCAGGCUCGGCAGGGCGCCUCGGCCGGCUCCAAGUACCGGGCAGCCGGGGGCCACAGUCGCUCCAACCCGGGCAGCUGGGACCACGUGGUGGGGCAGAUUCGAAACCGAGGCUUGGACAUGAAAUCCUUCCUAGAAGGCCGGAUGGUGGUGCUAUCCUUGGUCUUAGGGCUUUCGGAACAGGAUGACUUUGCCAAUAUCCCUGACCUGCAAAACCCAGGAACGCAGCAGAACCAGAACGCUCAGGGGGACAAGAGGUUACCUGCAGGAGGGAAGGCAGUGAACACGGCCCCUGUGCCGGGCCAGACACCCCACGAUGAGUCUGACCGCAGGACCGAGCCCCGCUCAUCUGUCUCAGACCUCGUCAACUCCCUCACCAGCGAGAUGCUCAUGCUCUCCCCAGGCUCCGAGGAGGACGAGGCCCACGAGGGCUGCAGCCGCGAGAACCUGGGCCGGAUCCAGUUCAGCGUGGGCUACAACUUCCAGGAGUCCACGCUCACCGUGAAGAUCAUGAAGGCCCAGGAGUUGCCCGCCAAGGACUUCAGCGGCACCAGCGACCCCUUUGUCAAGAUCUACCUGCUGCCUGACAAGAAGCACAAGCUGGAGACCAAGGUGAAGCGCAAGAACCUGAACCCCCACUGGAACGAGACCUUCCUCUUUGAAGGUUUCCCCUACGAGAAAGUGGUGCAGAGGGUCCUCUACCUCCAGGUCCUGGACUACGACCGCUUCAGCCGAAACGACCCCAUCGGGGAAGUGUCCAUCCCCCUUAAUAAGGUGGACCUGACCCAGAUGCAGACCUUCUGGAAGGAUCUGAAGCCAUGCAGCGAUGGGAGCGGGAGCCGAGGGGAGCUGCUCUUGUCUCUCUGCUACAACCCCUCUGCCAACUCCAUCAUCGUGAACAUCAUCAAAGCCCGGAACCUCAAAGCCAUGGACAUCGGGGGCACAUCAGAUCCCUACGUGAAGGUGUGGCUGAUGUACAAAGACAAACGGGUAGAGAAGAAGAAGACCGUGACGAUGAAGAGGAACCUGAACCCCAUCUUCAACGAGUCCUUCGCCUUUGACAUCCCCACGGAGAAGCUGAGGGAGACCACCAUCAUCAUCACUGUGAUGGACAAGGACAAGCUCAGCCGCAACGAUGUCAUAGGCAAGAUCUACCUGUCCUGGAAGAGCGGGCCGGGCGAGGUGAAGCACUGGAAGGAUAUGAUCGCCCGUCCCCGACAGCCUGUGGCGCAGUGGCACCAGCUAAAGGCCUAAGUAGGGCCAAGAGAGGCCCAGGGGGCAGAGGCCCAGGUCCCUGUCACGCCCUCACCACUUUAUGCACAACACCCGGCCUGGCCACCCUGCCAUGGGUGAGGGGAGGACCCUGUGGGCUCAUCCAGGGAGGGGGGGGUCCCAGGACUCAAUUGGGUCCCCCCCCCUGUGUCUAGGAAGUACCAGCCCCACCCCCACCGGUCCAGCUGGGGGGCGGGGCUCUGGGAGCCAUUUUCCUGCUUUGCCCCUUUCCUUCCUGACUUGCUGACACUAAAGAAGUGGGGGAGAGCCAGACGGGCAGAUCCCUCCAGAGGCCCGCCAGGUGGGCACGGUCCCCCGUUUUCUUUAAGGCAGUGCCUGGAGUGGAGAGAAGCCACCCCUCCCCACACCCCCCGUCGUGUGGGCCCCAGGAGAGGGGAGCCUGAGGCGUUUGGCCCCGGCCAGGCUGAUCAGACCCGUCAACCAGGGCGGUUUCAGGUGCCGGCUGGGCCCUGAACGCCAAGGAUAGUGUAUUGGCCGCUCCAAGAUCCUGGAGCUGUGGCCCUGUGUACUUGUGUUGUGUCCACUGUGUGUGUAUGUGUAUGUGUGCGCGCGCGUGCGUGUGUGCGUGUGUGAGGAGGGCACUCAACUCCCUGUCCCCCCUGGGGCCAGCAGUGCUGAAGGCUAUGCAGAGAAGCGGGAUUCGAUGAAGGCCAAGUAGGGCCCAAGGCAGGGAGAGGUUGAGGCCACAGAGCAGGGGAGGUGCAGGGGUAGGGGGCAGAGGGGUCCGAAGGGCAGAGGGCUGCAUUGCCUCCUGCCACCUCCUCACCCUGCCCCUGCAAUCCCCCCUCCCCCACUCAGAGCUCUAUGGGAGCUCCUUCUCCAGCAGUGUCAUCUCUUGGGCAUGAGUUCACAUUCUGUAGGAACCUACCAUUGUGCAUUAUAUUCCACAGGACUGGCCUGCUCUUUUCCUUCUCCGGCACCCCACACCUAGCUCGCCUAACACCCUCACCCAGAGGCACACCCCCCACCCCCAACAAAAAACAACAGCUACCUUCCACAUCUCAUUCCAGUCAACCUGACAAUAGGUUCCAGCCUCCUUAACUUUCCCUAUCUAUCCCUACCCAGCAAGCCUCACCCCUCUACACCGCCCCUCCAUCCACUGCUGGAGACAUGCCUUCCUUCCCUUGCCCCACAGUU
This is a messenger RNA of Perognathus longimembris pacificus (Pacific pocket mouse), 3293 nucleotides long. It is a transcript of the gene Syt7, whose product is annotated as synaptotagmin 7. The coding region runs from base 57 to 2117 and encodes 686 amino acids. NCBI's taxonomy places the organism in Eukaryota, Metazoa, Chordata, Mammalia, Rodentia, Heteromyidae. The transcript is spliced from 13 exons. Gene Ontology annotation, cellular component: membrane; synapse; synaptic vesicle. Gene Ontology annotation, biological process: calcium-ion regulated exocytosis; vesicle fusion; cellular response to calcium ion. The record is from RefSeq and is a predicted model, not a curated record. Gene Ontology annotation, molecular function: SNARE binding; phosphatidylserine binding; calcium-dependent phospholipid binding.